UCCGCGGAUCCUGCCGCCGUCGCUGCUCCCCUCCCGUAUUGUUUGGCUGGGUCUCUCUAAUGGCGGACAGGAGGCGGCAGUGCUGCUCGCCGACUGCAGGGGGGCAAACCCGAGGCUGGGGGCAACUGCCACGGGAGCGUGCGGGGGGCCGAGGCGCUUGCCUGACGCGGAGGCGCCGCCGCUGAGAGCCCGGCGACCCCCCGGGGCGCCGGUUCAGGGCUGCUUAGGCAAGUUAGCAGGCUCCAGCCCAGUUUGGUGCAGCCUUGGCAGAGACCAACAAGGAGAGGGAGCUCCAUUAACACACUGCUUCUGUGGAGGGCAGCAAGUUGAUACAAGAGCAGCAGGUUCCCUCCAGGAAAGAAAAUAAAAGCUCUUGGAUCAACUUAUUAAGGUAAACAGAUUGCAGUGGAUUUCUGGAUGGCAGAUCAGGAAUGGACACGAGUCCUCUGGGAGGAUUAGAACUGUCUGAACAUACUCCUGGUCUACUAGGGAAUACAACCAUGGCAGCAGGUCUUGCAAAUGUAGGAAAUACAUUUGGAGGUCCACCAAGUUCUUUAGUUUCUAGACCUAAUAAAUUCCAAAACUCACCUAUAGAAGAUGAUGAUGAUGUAGUUUUUAUUGAACCCAUACAACCUCCGCAGAAUUCUACAUCACUGAUAGGAGAUCAAAGGAACACUGCAUUUACAUCAUCAAAAAACGAAGAACUUCAAGGGAAUGAUUGCAAAGUCCUUCGUCCUCCAAAAGACUUAAAUUCUCAAAAGGGGAGUGUAAGUGAAACUAUUAUUAUUGAUGAUGAAGAAGACAUUGAAACAAAUCAAGGACAAGAGAAGAAUGCUUCCAGUUUUAAUGAACGAAGACUUCCAGAGUGUAAAAAUAGAACCAACGAUAUGGAAUUCUCAGCUUCCAGUUUUUCAAGAAGUAAGGUAAAUUCAGGAAUAGGUAAUAGUGGUAUAACCACAGAACCAGACUCUGAAAUUCAGAUUGCUAAUGUUACUACAUUAGAAACAGGUGCUAUGAGCUCUGUGAGUGAUGGUCAUUUAGAAAAUGCUGAAGGGCGUGACAUGAACUUAAUGAUUACACAUGUAACAUCACUGCAGAAUGCCAACUUGGGAGAUGUAUCUAACGGACUGCAGUCAAGUAAUUUUGGUGUUAAUAUGCAAACAUACACCCCAUCUUUGACUUCACAGACCAAGACUGGUGUAGGACCUUUCAAUCCUGGUAGAAUGAACGUGGCUGGAGAUGUAUUUCAAAAUGGAGAAUCUGUGACUCACCAUAAUCCUGAUUCUUGGAUAUCCCAGUCAGCUUCCUUCCCUAGGAAUCAGAAGCAACCAGGUGUGGAUUCCUUGUCACCUGUAGCAUCACUUCCUAAACAGAUUUUCCAGCCUUCUGCCCAGCAGCAGCCUUCUAAACAGGUUAAAGUCACAUGUGCAAACUGCAAAAAGCCUUUACAAAAGGGACAGACUGCUUAUCAGCGAAAAGGAUCAGCUCACCUUUUUUGUUCUACUACCUGCCUCUCAUCAUUUUCACACAAACCCACUCCAAAGAAACUUUGUGUUAUGUGCAGAAAAGAUAUAACAACAAUGAAAGGUACCAUUGUUGCUCAAGUUGAUUCAAGUGAAUCUUUCCAGGAGUUUUGCAGUACAUCAUGUUUAUCCUUCUAUGAAGAUAAACAGAAUCCCUCGAAAGGAGUUUUGAAUAAAUCAAGAUGCACUGUCUGUGGUAAACUAACUGAGAUUCGUCAUGAAGUUAGCUUUAAAAAUAUGACUCAUAAGCUGUGCAGUGACCAUUGCUUCAAUAGAUACAGGAUGGCAAAUGGUUUAAUAAUGAAUUGCUGUGAGCACUGUGGGGAAUAUUUGCCCAGUAAAGGAGCUGGAAACAAUAUUCUUACUAUUGAUGGGCAGCAGAAAAGAUUCUGCUGUCAGAACUGCGUUGGUGAAUACAAGCAGACUCUCAGUGUGCAGUCUUCAACAAAUGGUCAGUUUGUGUCUCCCAGUGAUAUUCAGUUGAAAUGUAAUUAUUGCAAAAGUUCAUUUUGUUCAAAGCCAGAAGUACUGGAAUGGGAGAACAAAGUGUAUCAGUUCUGCAGCAGAGCAUGUUCUGAUGAUUAUAAGAAACUGCACUGCAUAGUUACAUACUGUGAAUACUGUCAGGAAGAGAAAACGCUGCAUGAGACGGUGAAUUUCUCUGGCAUCAAAAGACCCUUUUGUAGUGAAGGCUGCAAGCUGCUAUAUAAACAAGACUUUGCAAGACGGUUAGGACUGAGAUGUGUUACUUGUAAUUACUGCUCACAGCUGUGCAAAAAGGGAGCAACUAAGGAACUUGAUGGUGUAGUGAGAGAUUUCUGCAGUGAAGAGUGCUGUAAAAAAUUUCAGGACUGGUACUACAAGGCUGCACGAUGUGACUGUUGUAAGUCUCAAGGAACUCUCAAAGAGAAAGUGCAGUGGCGUGGCGAAAUGAAACACUUUUGUGAUCAGCACUGUUUGCUCCGUUUCUACUGUCAACAAAAUGAACCAAAUCUGGCAACCCAAAAAGGACCUGAGAACUUACAGUAUGAUCAGGGCUGUCAAACCCCCCGAACAAAAUUAACAGGCUCAGCACCACCACCUUCUCCAACACCUAACAGAGAAAUGAAGAACAAGGCAGUUCUUUGCAAGCCUUUGACAAUGACGAAAGCCACAUACUGUAAACCUCAUAUGCAAACAAAAUCUUGUCAGACAGAAGAUGAUUGGAAAAAAGAGUAUGUCCCAGUGCCUAUUCCUGUACCUGUCUAUGUUCCGGUGCCUAUGAACAUGUAUAGUCAAAAUGUUCCUGUUCCUACAGCGGUUCCUGUUCCUGUGCCAGUUCCAGUUUUCUUGCCCACUACUCUGGAGAGCAGUGAGAAAAUCCUUGCAGCAAUAGAAGAGCUGAGGGGCAAAGUGCCCUCAAAUCCUCUGGAAACUGAGCUACUGAACUUGACAGGGAUGGUACCUGAACAUGAUGGAAAAACUGAAGCUUCUGAUGUGGCCAGUGUGAUAGUUGAGUCAAAUCUACUAAACUCAGAAGCAGAGGCACGGACGAGCUUGCCUGAUGUUCCGUAUGAACCAGACCUUGAUAUUGAAAUAGACUUUCCAAGAGCAACUGAGGAACUUGAUACAGAAAAUGAGUUUUUGUUACCUCCUGUUUUUGGGGAAGAAUAUGAGGAACAGCCAAGGCCUCGGUCCAAAAAAAAGGGGGUGAAGAGGAAAGCGGUGUCAGGAUACCAGUCUCACGAUGACAGCUCUGAAAACUCAGAGUGUAGUUUCCCAUUUAAAUACACGUAUGGUGUAAAUGCAUGGAAGCACUGGGUAAAGUCUCGGUAUUUAGAUGAAGAGCUUCCAGAAUUAGAGGAACUGAAAUCAACAAAGUCUGUGAAAUUAAAGGAAGAUCUAUUAUCACAUACUUCAGCUGAGUUAAACUAUGGGUUGACACAUUUUGUCAAUGAAAUUCGAAGGCCAAAUGGAGAGAACUAUGCACCUGACAGCAUCUAUUAUCUGUGUCUUGGGAUUCAGGAGUAUUUAUAUGGAAGUAACCGAAAAGACAACAUAUUUAUUGAUCCUAUCUACCAGACAUUUGAACAGGAACUAAAUAAAAUCCUUAGAAGUUGGCAACCAAGCAUACUUCCAGAUGGAUCAAUAUUCUCUCGAGUUGAAGAAGAUUACCUUUGGAGGAUUAAACAGCUAGGAUCACAUUCACCAGUUGCUCUUCUGAAUACUCUGUUCUACUUUAACACUAAGUAUUUUGGCCUGAAAACAGUGGAGCAGCACUUAAGACUUUCUUUUGGCACUGUUUUUAGGCAGUGGAAAAAAAAUCCUCUAACAUUGGAAAGCAAAGCUUGUCUUCGAUAUCAAGUGUCUUCCCUGUGCAGAGCUGAUAGUGAAGAUAAAAUUACUACUGGAAAAAGGAAACACGAAGAUGAUGAACCAGUAUUUGAACAAAUCGAAAACACGUCUGAUCCAGCUAGAUGCCCUGUGAAAAUAUUUGAGUGCUAUCUGUCUAAAAGCCCACAGAAUCUGAAUCAGAGGACGGAUAUGUUCUAUCUGCAACCAGAGUGCUCUGUCUCUGCGGAGAGUCCCAUCUGGUACACUGCCACUUCACUGGACCGCAACACUUUAGAAAAUAUGCUCGUACGGGUUCUUUUAGUAAAAGAUAUUUAUGAUAAAGACAAUUAUGAACUGGAUGAAGACAUAGAUUAAAACAAACUUCCAAAAACCAUCAAGAAAACAAACAGCAUUAGUUAUAGUCAUGCUGCUAGACCUUUACUAUGGAAAACAUUUCAAGUUUACCCUUUGUUUUAUGAGUUUUGUAGCAACGUGUACCCUCACCUGGGUAUUACCAUGUAAAUAGUCUGUGAGUGAAAGUUUCCAUUAUUCUUCAUAGUGGUUUUAGGAUACAUAACAAACACAUUUCAGAUUAUUUUUUUUUUAAUUAUUUAUUUGAUUAGGUAUGUUUGUAACUUUUUACAUUGCAAAAUAUGAAUGAGAAUGUGCCAUGUGUAAUUUUUUUUUUUUCCCUUAUAGUAAGAAACAUCCAUAUUGCACAACUCUGCUGUUGGAAGCUCCCUUGAAAGGAGGCUCUUUUAAUGGGUUCUUAAACCAGAUGGUUGUGUAUGGGUAGCACUACUAAAGUUUAGAACUUGCUGUGUCUUUCAGAAUUUUUAAAUAAAUUGUAAACUAAUAGGUUUUUUACUUUUUAGUUACUGAAGCCUUAUAAGGUUAUGUAGAGAGAUUCCAUCUUAUGUACCAAAAAUAGACGAAAGAGAAUGCUGUCAAUAUUGGUGUACUGUAAUGUGAAUCUAUUCUGGUGAAAACAUUUUUUUGUUGCCCUUAUUAAAACCUUAGUGUCCUUUCCUUAUUUGUGACUCUCUCUCAAUUGCCCCUACAAAUAAAAUAUAUAUAUAUAUAUAUAUUAAAAAAAAAAAUAAAUGAAUAUAAGCUUAAAGCAUGUGGUCAUCAAGACACGUAUUUUGUAAAAAAAGAAAACCAAAAACCUCUCAAAAAGAAACAAAAGGAAAAGAGAAAAGAAACGUCUGAUGACAAUGCUAUAUAAUUCUUUUCCAUCUUUACUUUUCUGACCAUAAAUACUGGUACCUCAUAUUACUGUAAAUCUGUCCUUCGUAGCCUUAGAAAAAAGGAUUUUAUGCUGUACUACAUAAAGUAAUAUGGUAUGCUAAAUUUUUAACUUUUGUUUGUCCUUGCAUUGCUGUAUUUAAUUACAGUCAAUAUUUGACUAUGGGUGGGAAAAUUCUUUUAACUAAUGCCUCCAUUCAAAAGCCAUAUGAGAUGUGAAGUUGCAGAAAGUUGAAAGAUAUUUUUUUUUAAGAAAAGUCCUUUCAUUUGCUCUAUAUCCUUUCAUUGUGCUUACUUUGCAUAAGGAGUCUGAUUUCCAGAUUAUAGGUUUAGCUGCUUAAGUUUUGUUACUUGCUCUUGUUUAACUGAUGUGAGCAAUAUGGUGGUUCAUGGAAUGGUUUUGCUAUUGUACUGAAAAAAAUGUAGUAGAAUAUUCUACUAUAAAGUAGUCAUGAGUCUGGCUCUCCUAAAUGACAUUGAACAUCUGUUGGGAGCAAUCAUCUACUAAAGGGGAAACUUUCUAUGUAUAUAUACUACCACCUGAGGAUUGAUUUCUUGCAAGGGCUGCAUGGCUUUUUCAUUUUCCUUAGCUUAAAAGAAUGCACAUAGGGAUACAACUUUCUAUAUAGAGAAAUAAAGCUGCAGUUGCUUCAUUUUGUUAAGCAAAGUUUAUUUAAAUUUCCACUAUUCUUGUGUGUCCGUGAGUAUGUAUUAACUUUAGAUAUGUCACUGCUUUAAAACUAGAUGGAGAUGUACAUGUUUAAUAUUCCAUUUUUUUCUGGUGGCUCUACCCUUCCUGUGAAAUCAAGAAAUACUACACAGCACCAGUGAGUAGGUCACUAACAGCUUUGAUGCUCUUUUCCCUUUGGAGUGAAUACAAAAGAACUUAGUUAAUUAACAGUUGUUUUUUAAAAGCAACAGCCUUAGAAUAUGCCCAUGAUACAUAAAAGUGAUGAAAUCAGGAAUUGUAAUCAUGGUUUUGUUCUGGUAUCUUCAGCUGAACACCUGACUUGACCAUAAGUUAAAUUUUACUUAUAGGAGUCGUCGUUACUAAUUACCUGCCUAAAAUGCAUCAUGUGCUUAACUUGAAAUACUUCAUUGAAACAUACAUUUAAGUGUUUUGAUAAAUAGCAGUAAGAAAUCACUUGCAGCCCCUUCUCUAUAGUUCAGACUUCAAGUACUUCAGCAGGGGCUUCAAUCACUCUCUGAUUACAACAGUGUUUAACCACAAACACACUUUUGUAAAACUACAGACUUUCAACUUGAAGCUUAAAGUACCCUAAAUCGGGACUAAAGUUAAGUAUGUGUUGAGUGCUUUGCCUUAAACAGACUUUAAAUUCUUGUUCUCAAAAUCACAUUGCAGCUAUUACUUAAAUAAUCGGGUCAGUUUUUCAUAUGGCAUGUUGAAAAAUGGACAUGUGUUUUCAAUGUCAUUAGAAAAUAAUUAAUACUUCCUAAAGUUUAUCAGAAAUCACACUGUUAUCCUUAAUUCCUCCCAUUUUCCACCCAAGACCCACCUUCCAUCAGUAAAAAUACUCGUUAGGUUUUGAAAUAGUUUUUACAUAUAGAUCCAUAUUAGAAAUAUAAAGAUGGUUGUCAAGAAAAUAACUUUUAUUCCAGAAGAUGGAGCUAUUCCAUCAUCAGCAAUAAUGGUUUUCAUGCAGUUCGUGUGUCUAGAUCAGACAUUGUAAACUGCUCAGAUAUUGCAGUCAAGAAUGCAUCGUGGUUCAGUGUAUGCAUUUUAUUCCUGAAUUUGAAUGGUGAUGCAAAAUGCAAUAAAAGGCCUUAGUUCUGAAAAAAUAAAGACAUGCAAUUUUAUAAUAAAUAGGAGUUCAGGGCAAAUAAAUUUUAUUUUUCUCUGUUAGAAAUGUCAGCAGCUGGACUAGAAUCAGAUUGGUGUCAAGGAGUUACCUGCAGGUUGCUGUGUGGGAAAGUAUAUAAUGCCCUGUUCUUCAGAGAGCUUCCAGGUUAAUGAUACAUAUCAGGAGCCUGCCCUCACUUCCCACCUUAAGAGGGUGUGAAGUGGCAACCUGGCUGUUCUGGCCUUCCCUGUGAGCUCUGGCAGAACUCACUUGAGAAAUGCAGCGUGGGGACUCUGGUGCUCUGUUCUCAUGGAGCCCUGCCGAUGGCGCUGGCAAUGCAGUCCAGGCCAGGCAGGAUUUUCCAAACUUCUCAAAUCAUGCCAGCGUGUGCUCUGCCUCUCCUCAGUUUGAGAUCUAGUUUUGAACAAUUCACAGUAACCUUAUUGGAAAUUAGACAGCAGCAGGAGGCAAAUUACAUAGAAAAUACAGUUCAGUAUGAGAAGUGGUGAAAAAUUCAUGCAAUUUUCAGAAAUUUGCUGUUAUCUUUUUUUUUUUUCUACCAAUAAUUGUGUGCAGUCACUGAGGAGAAUGCAGCUUUUUGUAAUUACUGAACUAAGCAUAAAUUAUGACAGUUAAUUUUUAUUGAACAAAAAGUUGUGAUUAUGGAGUAAUUUCAACAUGUACAAUAUUAAUUAUCUUUAAAACGCUUAUAGAGUGGCUCUAUAAUGCAGCAGAAUUUCUUUUCUUUGUAUCUAUGAUUCUGUCCUGUGAGAGGCUGUAUGAAUAGGUGGGGAGAAUAGGAGAGGUGGCCCAUAAACCUUGCAGUCUCAAAAGGGGGAGAUAUGUGGGGUAGAAAAGUCAUCAGUGGUGGUAGGCACUCACCCCAUUUCCAUUUUCACUGACCUUUUUUAUUAUAUAGAAGUGUUUUUUCUGUUGCACUUUCCUGUUGUUUGUUACUGUUAGGAAUGGCAGUUAAAUAUUUUAAUUUUUGUAAACAUUCACUUUUCAGCUCAUUACACUCAUGCUGUGCCUUAUGUGACACGUGUUAUGUGUAGGACUGAGUAUGAUACAAAGUGGAGAGGGAGCUUUUCAAUUCCUCUUGCACUGAGGACCGCAAGGACGCAAUGAAACUGAAAUUCAAAGCAUUUAAGGCCAAGAAUUUAUCAAGAUUUAAGAGGGUGUUCAGUCAUCAUAUGUGAAACGAGUCUCUGAGUUAUGGCAGCAAAUGCUAACGAUGUUUUGGAAGCACUGAAGUUUGAGGUACCCUUCGGUUAGAGUUAGAGCGAAGCCAUAGGGUUUGUGUAUGUCUUGUGAGGGGUGUGACUGCGGCCAUAGCGUGGGACAUGCUGUCCCCAGGGGCUUGGUUAAGCGUGACAAUUUCCAGUUUCUCAAGUGAGAAAUAAACCUUUCCCCUGGCAGCUUUUUAAUUUGAAAUGUUGAAACCCAAAAGCCUCAGCACAUGAGCCACGGCACAGAUACUUGAAGCCAGCGUGUAACGGGGCACGUGCUUCAAAACUUAGGCUGGUGUUAGUGUCUGUAACACUAAUCGGCCACCUCUUCCACCGCCCCGGAGCCCAGCAGGCAUCUCGCAGGCACACAAAGAUGAUGUGGGGAUUGGUGCCCGCUCGGUGUGCUACUGGGGUCGGAGCGGGCCGCUUCUGGCAAGCGGCUCUGCCUUGGCAGGGCCCCAGCUGGCCGCAGGCGCCGGCGGGCAGCGCUCCCCUUCUGCCCGCAGGCAGGGCCGGGCCUGCGCCGCCCGUCGGGGUGUCUCCCCUCAUUUUUCCUUUGCUAUCAGGGAGCUCCUGGCCACUUCAGUUUCUUGCUGUUGGUCUAUGACCAAAAAUGCGUGACUGCAAAAUGAGCCAAGUUCAUGAUUGGGUAUGAAAUAAGUCCUGGGCAGGGAAGGAGCUGAAAUGAUAAUUUCACCUCUUCCUUAUCCCUUAAUAAGGCAUAAUUGCACCUUAAUGUUACCUUUAUAAAAGCCUCCCCUUUCCCCAGCCCAGUUCUCCCGGGCGAAAUACCAGAAAGGAUUUGAGACAGACUCUAGUGUGGUAAAGAGAUUCAAGGAGAGAGAUAGAUGUAUGUGAUGGUGACUAGAUAAGGUGAUAUUUGGUGGGCCAGGGGAGUGAGCAAAUGCACAAGGAGAAGGGACAGAAGAGAUUGAUUGUAUUUGCUUUGAACAACUAACGAGAUUUAGGAAUGCAGAUUUAAUUCAUACUCCCUGAUGAUUUCUUCUGAGCUUCUGUCACCUGUUCCAACUUCCCGCAUAGUCUGGCUCAAAGGAUUUCACCCAGCAACUUCAGUAUGCUGUCAGUGGCCAUGGAAAUGAGGUUUAUAUUUAUAAGGGCUUAGUCUGGCUAGUUCUGUUUUCAGGAUAUCGGUGUGUUGGUGUUUCCAAAUAUACGUAGCUGGGAAAUACUUUUAUUUUCUCACCCAAGAACUAGUUGUCUUUAUGGAGUAAAGCCAAUAAUAAAGCAGUCAUGGCACAUUUGCAGGUGCAUAAUUUGAGUAGGGAAGGAAGCAGUUAAAUCGCUGUAUUGUGUUCCAGGUACUGGUAGCAGUGAGGCAUCACAGCACUUCAACUAAUUGUUUAAUCAAAUGUUUUUCUACCUCAAGUGUCCUUUGUUUUGUUUUCUUUUUUGUGAAAUUAAAGGAGAAAGCUGAGGAUAGCAGAGUCCUUGGAAGAAUCCUUCAGGGACACAGGCAAUAAUUUCCUAUGUUGCUGGCAAAAGGAUGUGAGAGUUGGCUACGGGUGAGGAACCACAGGGUAGCCCUCGUGUUUGUCACAGCUGGCAAAAGCUGCCCUGACUCGGUUGUUCCCCUUAUGAAUCGUGGCUUUACCCAGGAAAACCAGUGCUGGUGGCAGUUCUGGAAACACUUAUGAGCAGAACAAUUAGAGAAAAUGAGAAGAUCAAGUUCAAAUUUGAUUUCUCAUUCAAGUUAUUUUUCCAACUCCAAGAAUGUGACUAUGAGCAGGACUUGAACAUGAUCUGAGUUUUGCUUUCUCUGAGAUGUGGCAUUUCUCAGAGAAGUGGUGAGGGCCAUUUCUGUCUGCCACCCUAUCAUGGAGCAGGGGACAGUGUCAGGGCAGCAGCAAAACUGUCUUUCCUCCUGACAUGAGUGCUGAAAGGCUCCCAGAAUUGUUCCCCAAGUUUACAUCUUUAUUGUGCUGGUUUUACCUGCCUUGAUCCAAAAUGGUGAGAAUUUGGCAGAAGGACAAAUAAUUAAAAUGUGUGUCCUUCUGUCGCCUGAUGCUUACAGCUGUGCAGGAGGAAAAAGCUCUGGAUAGCAAGGCCUGCUGGUGCUGAGCAGGGAAUCCAGCAGUUUGGACUUGAGAGGUCUGGAAAGAACAAAACCUAGCAUUAAUCCAGCUCCUUCUUUGAGCUGUGGCUGUUCUUGAGUUUGAAUUUGUACACUUAAAAAAAAAAAAAAAAAAAAAAAAUGCUUUUGUGGGUGGUUCUUCCCAAACACAAGCAGGCUGUUCUGGUUUGUAUCAGAAGAACUCCUCAACGAUGGGUUUUCUCCCUAGUACAAGGAGAGUUAGGUUUAUUAAUAUAAUCUUCCUUUAUGUAUCUAUGUAUUUAUUUAUUUAUUUAAAUAAUCAUUACUGGUUCACAGUCAUAGGGGAGGGAAGUUUUCAAAGCAUUAGUGGAUUGUGUUGUAUAAUGUGCCUAGAUAUUUGUAAUCCUUUUAUUUAUUUUUUACACUAAAAUUCUGGUUCAUGAAACCUCUGUGUCCUUUCUGGGAAACGAACAGGAAUAUCCAUGUAAUUUGUAUAAUUUAAACUGCUGACAUUUCAUUUGUGCCAAUCGCCUAAAUGUGCUUUACUGAUUUAAAAUAGGAAAUACUAUUUUAUAUCUUAUUAUGUUUGCUGAAUAAGCAGUAUGCUUCCUCCAGUCACGAAGAUGAUUUCUGCUUUCAGCAGGCGUUAUGCAAGGCAAUAUAAGCGUAGUAUUUGCAUUUCUGGUCUUUAAUUAGUAUUUUUUUAAAAUACCCUACUUGCAAGUGAAGAAGAAGCUUUUUAGCUCAGGAUAAAGCUGUGUCACUAAGGCAAAGGAAGGGGCCCACUAUCAUUGUAAAAUCAUCAGCCUUGGUACCUCUGGAAAAAAAAUAAUCCCAAAAGUCUCCCCUCAUUACAUCUAAAAACAUUUUCUGUUUGUCUUUCCUCUAGCCCUAGAUGUGACAUCCACACUAGUAUGUAAUAACUGUGGUGGUAAUCAAAGGAAUAAAUAUUGAAAGAUUUACA
This is a messenger RNA of Tyto alba (common barn owl), 11132 nucleotides long. It is a transcript of the gene ZMYM2, whose product is annotated as zinc finger MYM-type containing 2. The coding region runs from base 432 to 4211 and encodes 1259 amino acids. Gene Ontology annotation, molecular function: zinc ion binding. The transcript has 23 exons. The record is from RefSeq and is a predicted model, not a curated record. Lineage: Eukaryota; Metazoa; Chordata; Aves; Strigiformes; Tytonidae.